UUGCCUUCUUUCCUCUUUACUUCGUCUUCGUCUUCGUCUUAUUCUUCUUCCUCCCCUUCUCCCGUUUGAACUAUGAUAUGCUCUAGGGUUGCUUGGCUCUUCUCGUCGUUGUUUUUCCUCUCACUACCUCUCCUCGUUCUUUUCUCGUCUGUUGCACCUGAGUUGUAGCUUUACAGUUGCAGUUUAGGUUUGUGUUUCGCAAGGUGGUGAAGCGAUUUUUAAGCCAGAAAACCGAGCGGGACGCGGAGAGUGCGAUAGUCUGGGGGGGGGGGGGGGAGGGAGGGAGGGAAGCGGUAGUACGACAUGAGUGUGCCUGCGGUAUCCUCAAACGGUCAGCUGGACGCACAGAUUGCUGAGCUCAUACAAUGCAAACCUUUAUCCGAACUUGAGGUUAGAGGAUUAUGCGAGAAGGCAAAGGAAAUUUUGAUGCGGGAAAACAAUGUUCAGCCAGUAAAGUGCCCUGUCACAAUUUGUGGUGAUAUUCAUGGCCAAUUCCAUGAUCUUGCUGAACUCUUCCGAAUCGGGGGAAUGUGUCCAGAUACCAAUUACUUGUUCAUGGGGGAUUAUGUGGAUCGCGGCUAUUACUCAGUUGAAACCGCAACACUGCUGGUGGCCUUAAAAGUGCGAUAUCCUGAUCGCAUAACCAUUCUCCGUGGUAACCAUGAGAGUCGGCAGAUCACCCAGGUAUAUGGUUUCUAUGACGAAUGUCUUCGGAAGUAUGGAAAUGCCAAUGUAUGGAAGAUCUUUACUGAUUUGUUCGAUUAUUUUCCUCUGACAGCACUGGUAGAAUCAGAGAUAUUUUGUUUACAUGGAGGGUUGUCACCAAGCAUAGACUCUUUGGACCACAUCCGUGAUCUGGACCGAGUUCAAGAGGUUCCACAUGAAGGCCCCAUGUGUGAUCUACUUUGGUCUGACCCUGAUGACCGUUGUGGUUGGGGCAUUUCUCCCCGUGGUGCUGGCUACACAUUCGGCCAGGAUAUAUCUGAGCAGUUCAAUCACAACAACAAUCUGAAGUUGGUCGCAAGGGCACAUCAAUUAGUUAUGGAGGGUUACAAUUGGGGACAUGAACACAAGGUGGUCACCAUUUUCAGUGCACCUAACUAUUGCUACCGCUGUGGGAACAUGGCGUCUAUUUUGGAAGUCGAUGACAACAUGGGUCACACUUUCAUUCAGUUUGAACCAGCCCCAAGACGAGGCGAACCAGACGUGACGAGACGUACACCAGACUACUUCUUAUAGUCGGACUUUCGGAGGUCAUUGGUUUUUUAAGUAUGCUUAGGGCCAUUUUGGAUAAUCUGUCCUCCAUGCACUCAAUUAUGUAGAUUUUCCUCAGUUUAGCAUGAUGUUGCCGAGUGUUAGCAGCCUGGAUGUUGCCAGAACCGCCACAUCAUCACUUGAUGUGUUCUUAUUUCGUCGAGCGGUCAUGCUUUUCUGAUAUCGCGGUGUAGCCGAGUCUCUGAUUGGGGUGUCAUUGCUGUCAAUAGUCCUUACGUGGCCGAUUAUUUUCACUAGACGUCUCCUAUGUAUUGAAGCAAUUGCAGAGCAAGUCAGUACAACUACAGGGCUAUGAUGACAGCGGAAUUUCGAUUUAGAGUUAAGGCGGACCAGCGGUUCGUCUAUAAUGAUAGUCAUUGAUUGGAUACUCUUUUCAGAGAAUAACUCGGCUGGUGUGGGAUCUACCAGUGUAGCCGUUCAACCGGGCUCUUGUCAGGAUCGGCUGGUGGUGUUGAUGGAAUGACUCUGUACAGGCAUUUGGUGUGUACUAAGUAAUGAGGAUCCCGUUGUCAGGGCCCUUCAAUAUCCUUA
Molecule: messenger RNA, 1806 nt
Organism: Physcomitrium patens
Lineage: Eukaryota; Viridiplantae; Streptophyta; Bryopsida; Funariales; Funariaceae
Product: serine/threonine-protein phosphatase PP2A catalytic subunit
Molecular function (GO): protein serine/threonine phosphatase activity
Source: RefSeq, a predicted model, not a curated record